UCUAUUUGUUCCUCCUCGAUACUGCCUCACCAUCGCGUUCACUGCUACUCAUUCUUCGGCAUCUGUCCACAUUGACGGCUCUUAUGAUGCAUCUCGCUGAUACGAUGGCAAUAGCGCACUGUAGAAGGCCUGGAGGAUAUCCCCUUCCUCCUCACUGCCACCAGAAACCCCCCAUGAACAGACAAUGCUCCAGGACAGGUAGGCCACUCAGUGCACCCCAGGAAGACGGCCACUGCCCGGAAUGAACUACCUCCGUCUUCGGGACUUUCGAGGCAGUGUUGUCGGGCACCUACACAUGACCGAGGCGAGCAGCUUUCACCGGUUCCGGCGCAAAAGGACAAAGGACUCGAUCGAUUUCUUUAUUCCUUUUCUCCCCUGUUCUUUGACCGAGAUCGUCACGACAGAACUCGAGCAGUUGCCUCGACUCCAUUGUGCAAUCGAGUCGCAUUGUCCUCGCCCGCCCACUGCCUCUGCCCAGUCACUUCCUCUCCCCCUGCCUUCAUAACCUGUCUUCCCCAGGUUCAACCAUUUAUACCCUGCAUCCACUUCCAGCUGUCCCAUCCUUCUAAUCUAACCACACAAUUACCUGUCAAAUCAAGGCUGCUCAAAAUCACAUCUCAAGGUAAGCGAAAGAUCUAGAGAAAAAUGUGUCACAACACACUCUUCCACUUCACAUGCGGCUGCACGCAAGAAGUCAAACGGUACGUCUGCGGCGCCCAAACCGAGAAAUGCCGCAAAGCACUCCUCCGACCGGCUGUUCAGAAUCUCGACGGGCCAUGCCCUGAGCACCGCGCCACCUCAGCCAGCGCAUACAUCCAUCCAGCAUACCGCAAUGGUCCUGCUCCCGUGAUGCCCAAUGUUUACAACCAAGACUCCGCUGUACGGACAAGACAACCACUGGCAGCGCCUCCAGUUUCAUUUCAUGAACCCACCGCCCGCAAAUCCUCACGCUCAACCGGACGCAGUGGCAACGGCAGCGGGAGCAACAGCAACAGCGGAGCAGGAGCGCAAUACAACACAAACAGCAACCUCCGCGACUUCAGCGAGAUUCCACACAUUCCACAACCAGCCCCAUCGACCCGUCGGCGCAAGCGGUCCACGGCUUCUCCUUCUCCCUUGGCAGCAAACACCAUCCAUGACGGCGGUAUCUCUAAGGGUUACCGGCGGUCAUCGCGAUCUCGCAUGUCUCCAUCGCCCGUCUCACCACUCAAACAAUCGGACUUUGGCUAUGGCCGACGUGGGUCUUCGCGUUACCGCAAUUCACCUGUUUCUCCUCUUGAAGAAGAGUGGAACCAGCAACCGACUCGUCGUCCUUCACGAGCCGUAGCGGGCGCUGGUGCCGGAGCCGGUGCCGGUGCCGCUGUCGGUGGUGGUAGACAAGCUCACCCCACCCAAGGCACCCUCGAAACCCGCAAAGUACUCAACCUCCAUCGCCAACUCGACGUCCGUCGCCGCCGCGAAGUCUAUGAGGACUGCGAGAAACUGCUGACUUCCCGCCGAUACAAGACUCGUGAGGAAUUGCUCCGCCACCCAUUGUUCCAGGAACUCGGGGAACGUGAUCGAGAGAUGUUGUUCGCUGAGUACGAUGCCCGAGUGCGUGCGAAUCGCGCGGCUAAGGGAUCGACGACAAGAAACCAGAAGAGAAGCAGUCGGUGUGUUGUCAUGUAAGUUACCACAGUGCAUGUCGCCGCAGGGCGAAUGAGGGUUGAUACGUAGGUACUGAUGCUAAUGCAUGGUCCAUAUGUGCGGGUGUGACAUAAAUAUUUCUACUAUGGAAAUACAGUAGUUGCGCUCAUACUGAUGAGGCAUCAGAAAGAAUAUCAUCUACUCUUCUCUACUUUCCUCUACA
Messenger RNA from Exophiala dermatitidis NIH/UT8656, 1849 nucleotides. RefSeq lists its product as uncharacterized. NCBI's taxonomy places the organism in Eukaryota, Fungi, Ascomycota, Eurotiomycetes, Chaetothyriales, Herpotrichiellaceae. The transcript has a single exon. The record is from RefSeq and is a predicted model, not a curated record. The coding region runs from base 646 to 1668 and encodes 340 amino acids.